GCAAAGGACAAUUGAUGUGGGCCUGCGUGCUGAUAAACGAGGGGAAAUUUGAAGCUGGCGUUACGCAGAGCUCGCCGACCAGCUGCGCACUCGUGUCUGCUCGAUGGAGUGCGUAAAUCGCCGCCUCCACUCAAACGACUAAUGUAAGGUGGCCAGCAGUCGGGAGUGGCGCUUUUGCGUGUGUCUGGUGUGCUUCUUUGUUCAGUCCAGCGCCCCACCGCCAUGCCUCUGGAGCAGUGUCUGGGUCGCAAAUACAAACUCGAGAAGACCGAAAACUUCGAUGAAUUCCUCAAGGCUUUCGGUGCGAGUUACCUAGUCCGGAAGAUGGCACAGGUGGCGACCCCAGUGGUGGAGUUGUCACAGGACGGAGAGACGUACACAUUCACUUCUGUGUCUCCCUUCAAGACGAGUGUCCUCAAGUUCAAGUUGGGUGAGGAGUUUUCAGAGGAGCGCCACGACGGCGUCCAGGUGAAGUCAGUCAUCCAGCUUCAGGACGACAGCACGCUGUUCCACCUGCAGCGCGGUGACCGGGACACCACCAUCACCAGGCGCUUCACUCCAGAGCGAGUCACCAUAACAAUGCAAGUAGAUGACAUCAUCUGCACCAAAGUCUACAAAUCAGUGUAAGGCACGGGGAUUCGUCUCCUGAAAACCUCCAAAUAUGUACUCAUUGAAAUGCUGUCUUCUGCUGUUCAGAGAUGAACAGAGUCUUCCAAGACACACCAGAAACUGGCUGCAUGGCAUCUGGCAUCUAGUCGUUUUGUUAUGUACUAUUAUGUAUAUGUCAUUUAAGUGUCAUUGCUUCAAGUCUUACCCAUUCGAAAUGUGAAAA
Schistocerca cancellata (South American locust) is the source of this 832-nucleotide messenger RNA. Its product is annotated as fatty acid-binding protein-like. The transcript is spliced from 3 exons. Gene Ontology annotation, biological process: fatty acid transport. Gene Ontology annotation, cellular component: cytosol; nucleus. The record is from RefSeq and is a predicted model, not a curated record. Bases 223 to 627 code for a protein of 134 amino acids. Gene Ontology annotation, molecular function: fatty acid binding. Lineage: Eukaryota; Metazoa; Arthropoda; Insecta; Orthoptera; Acrididae.